AUGGAGCAGCCUCGCCCCAUGAUGCCAUCCCCCGUCUACGGGUACGAGCACCCGGGCAGCAACACCAACACAUCCUCCCACGGCAGCCAUGGCAGGAGGCCACAGCACAGCCUGUCCCGUCAGCCCCUGAGGGACACCACGGGCAACGCCCAGCACAUCACCAACGGCCUCGGAUCCCUCUCACAAGCAGCCGCACCGCCGUCCUGUCGCCCGGUGCCGACGCUGGGCCUCUUCUCGCCGUCGCUGCCGCCGUCCAUCCCCACCCCCGUCGUGCCCUCGCAGGCCGGCUCCAUCUUCCGCAAUGGCGGCAUGGGCAUGAAGACGCGCGCCGAGCACCUCCGCCUCGCGAGGCGGUCGAGGCAGGACAUCAACCCCAUCUACUUCACGCCCGAGUUCCGUCCCUACAGGGACAAGCAGGACCAGAAGGACCCCAAUGAGAAGCAGAUCUGGCCUCGCGUCCUGGAGGAUGCGUUCCUCGACUCACUCCUCAUCAUCCCUCACAUGGGCAGGAAAAAGUACAGCAUGCAAGGCAAGCAGUUUGGGCGCAACAUGCUCAUCAGCGAGUACCUCUGGAUUGCCUACUGCUGCAGCUUGCAGCCUGGACAGAAGACCGAGGAGCGCAAGCGCAAGCAGGUUUCCAGUCACAUUCAGGUUGUGAAGAAGAUCAUGACUAACACAGCCGCAGACCACUUCUUCUUCGUCAAGGAUGCUGACAAGAGCGAGGCUCGUCUGAAGGACAGCAACUCUGAGAUGGCCUCCUUCAAGGACAACCCAGUUCUCAUUGCUCUCUCCGAGGGUCGUCUGCCUGACGUUCGUCCUAACUACGAGUACUUCUCCCAGAUCCUUGCCAUGGACUCCAUGGUCGUCAUGCGCCCCAAGACGUGCUGGAUCUUUGUCUCCUCCCAGUGUGUCACCAUGGAUGAGAACACGGGUGAAGCCUUUGACAGUAACGGCAAGGCCCUCAACGCCGAUGCCUACCCUCACCUUGAGAAGAACCUCAACAAGGAGUCUGACAGCAGCCUGAACCGGGGUCUCAGCAGCGGCAGCGUUCUUCUCCAUGAGUACAAUCGCGAACUGGCGCAAAAGGAGGCCGCUGCGGCGACUGAGAUCGACCAGGAAUGGGAGACACGCUUCCCGUCUCUCCAUCGUAGCCUCGAAGCUGCCACUGCUGAGAACCGAUGGCUCGACAUGCUGGAGAUGACCGUCACUCUUGAGCUGCACCCUCGUAGCAACUUCCCCUCGGGCUCCGAACUCAACGGCUUUGUCGAAUUGAACAUUGCUCAGCCCCAGCUUCAGAACCACCGAUGGAAGUGCAUCACCAGGCUGCAGCGUCCCGAGGAGCUGUGCCGCGCUGGUGACGGCGAGCCUCUCAUCGUCGAGCAGACGAGCGAGGUCGGUGUGCAAUACACGCACCGCCCUGGUUGCAACGGUGCCGAUAGCUCCCGCGGUCCUGAGUGCGACUGCCGCACACGGACUCGUCAGGACGUCCGCGUCCCCUUCCCGGCUGCCGAGUGGGCGAGCAUUCUUAGCAAUUGCGCCACCUACCUCCAGGAGCCCAUCGACGCCAAGAUCAAGAGCGAGGGUCUCAGCAGUGAAGAGGUCAAGGCCGCCGAGCAGGCCGCGCUUGAGUCGGAGCGCACCACAUCGGAACUCAUCCAGCAGAUCGCCAUGUUCCAGGAGCUUUGGUCCGCACCCCCUGACGGCUCGGCCGACCGCCGUAAGUGGACGCGUCGCGGCGUGAUCCUGUGGAAGUUCCGCACCGUCCACGCCUUUGAUGACAAGUGGAACCCCAUCUACGAGAAGCCGACUAGCACCAGCAAGGGCCGCAAGCCUACUGACACUGACGGUGAAGAAACCUCGUCAUCGGGUCGCCGUUCCAACCGUGGCAAACGUGUGUACCAUCCUCCGGGAACAACAUGGCGUUUCCUCACGGCCCUGGACCCCAUCUCGCCGGCUCACCAGCAAAAUGUCUGCGUCAACCCUGGCAACAAUGCCAUUCCCAGCCGUGACAUGAUCAUGGCACCGACCCCUGGAUAUGCGCACCACUUGACGGCAACCAUGAGCGAGAACCUCAACGCGGCGUGGGACCCAACCCAUCUCCCUGGCCAGCUUCCCAGUCUGUCGUCCAGCGGUUCCAUGGGUUAUCUCGAGAGCAACUUCACUGGUCUUGCGACGCCUCCACCUACUGCAUCCCUCCAACCAUCAUAUGCUCCCAGCUUCGAUAGCAACCAUGACCACCAAUCAUCCCAGCAGACCUCGCAGCUUGACUUCCUCAAUGCGCCAUGCUCAUCCUCCAUUGAUAGCCAAAGCACACUCGUUGCGGAUAUGGGGCCUACCGGCGCCGACCCGUACCUUACGGCCACAGCGGGCAUCAACGUCACGACCAACAUCGGCGUCAGCGGUUACGAUGAUGCCGACUGCGCGACACUGCAGGCUUGGGACACAACGGCCUUCCAAGGCCUUGAUCAGUGGAACGGGUGGGAUUCUAACGCGGAAGCCAACAAGUCCGCGCCGGCACCGCAGUCUCAACAACAGCACUGGCAGGGCGAGAACCAACGCAGCGCUCGCGCUAAUUGGUCGAUCGACCCGAAUGGUAGCAAGGACAACAGCCAACUCUGGAAUCAACAGGGCUGGGCUCAAGCCGUGUCUGCGGCGGCUGCAGUCACGGGGGCCGAUGGCCGUACGGGAUGGUCCUCCGUCGACCAACGCGUGUUGCCUUCCCUGGAUCAGAUCAGCCCCCUUAAGAGCAUGGCAGGACGCAAGCGAGCGCGAUCUAAUAGUCUCGACAUGGAGAACCGCGAGAACUUCCCCGCGACGGCCAUUCAGAAGCUUGUACACCACGGCACGGGACCAGCGGGGUAUGAUGAUGGCAGUCACGCCCACCACCGUUGGGAGUAG
This is a messenger RNA of Verticillium nonalfalfae, 2898 nucleotides long. RefSeq lists its product as uncharacterized. Gene Ontology annotation, biological process: regulation of transcription by RNA polymerase II. NCBI's taxonomy places the organism in Eukaryota, Fungi, Ascomycota, Sordariomycetes, Glomerellales, Plectosphaerellaceae. The transcript has 3 exons. The record is from RefSeq and is a predicted model, not a curated record. Gene Ontology annotation, cellular component: transcription regulator complex. Gene Ontology annotation, molecular function: DNA-binding transcription factor activity, RNA polymerase II-specific; RNA polymerase II cis-regulatory region sequence-specific DNA binding. Bases 1 to 2898 code for a protein of 965 amino acids.